AUUGCGCUGCACCAAGCACACUCGCUCCGACAGAAAGUCAAAACAACCGGCAACCGCGCCGAUUCUCACCCCACAGACCGUCGACAUGUCGGACGACAAGCCAACUUCCACCGAGCCGGAGCUUUCAAAGCUUUCCAUCUCCGCCGAACCCACCGAGAAGUCCGCCGAGAAGCCCAACACAACUGGCACCAACGCCAGCGCCGCCAGCUUCACUCCCGGCAAAUUCAGCUGGGCCGACGAGUCCACCACACCUCCCAAUGGAGCAGCUUCAGAUGCCCCUGCAGCAGACGGCAAGACUUUGGACGAUACGCAGAAAGAUGGUGCUACCACCUGGAUGUUGGGCUCGGAGGGACUCGACGAGCCGGAGUUUGAUGUCAACGUGAAGCUGGCAGAUCUGCAAGAAGAUCCGAACAAUCCUCUCUACUCGGUCAAGUCUUUUGACGAGUUGAACCUCAAAACCGAACUCCAAACCGGCCUCAAGUUGAUGAAUUUCCGUCAGCCAUCUAAGAUUCAGGAGCGCGCUCUGCCAUUGCUGCUGAAGGAACCCGCUACGAACUUCAUUGGCCAAUCGCAGUCUGGUACCGGCAAGACAGCGGCCUUCGUGCUCAACAUGCUCCAGCGCGUGGACCUCUCCAAUUCCAAGCCACAAGCCAUUGUGCUCGCUCCAACACGCGAAUUGGCCAAGCAAAUCGCUGCAGUCGCUACCCUUAUGGGUGCCAUGCUGGAGGGUAGUGGUCUGAAGAUCCACGAAGCUAUUCCCAAUGUCAACACACGCAACCAACAAGUCGAUGCUCAAAUCGUCGUCGGUACUCCGGGCACCGUGAUGGAACUUCUAAAGCGUCGCCUGCUCGACAGCCGCAACAUCAAAGUCCUCACCCUCGACGAGGCCGACAACAUGCUCGACCUCCAAGGCAUGGGAGAUCAGUGCAAACGCAUCAAGCAGCAACUUCCCAGGAACACGCAAAUUGUCCUGUUCUCCGCCACGUUCCCCGACAUUGUCAAAGGCUUCGCCGAUGUCUUCGCGGCCAAUGCCAAUCAGAUCACACUCGAGGUUGAGAAGCUCACCGUCAAGGGCAUCAAGCAAAUGUACCUCGACUGCAAGAACGACGAGGAGAAGUACUCCGCUCUGGUCAAAUUCUACGGUCUCAUGACCAUCGCAUCGUCAAUUAUCUUCGUCAAGCGCCGCGACACCGCUGCUGAGAUCGAGCGCCGCAUGACUGCAGAGGGACACAAGGUGGCUUCGCUCACGGGUGCAUUGGAAGGUGAGAACAGAGAUAAGGUCUUUGCUCGUUUCCGCUCCGGCGAAGCCAAGGUGCUCAUCACCACCAACGUCUUGUCCCGCGGCAUUGACGUGCAGACUGUGACAAUGGUCAUCAACUACGACAUUCCAGAGACCGUCGAUGGUCAACCUGACGCCGAGACCUACCUCCACCGUAUUGGUCGCACUGGACGUUUCGGACGCACCGGCGCUGCCCUCAGCUUCGUGCACGACCGUCGUAGCUGGCAGGCUCUGAUGGCGAUCUGCAAGCACUUCAGCGUGGAGCCGACCAAGCUCGACACUACCGAUUGGGAUAAUGUCGAGAAGCUGCUCAAGCAGGUGAUGAAGAACUCGCGCAACGCCGUCUCCAUGGACAGCAUGUAA
Messenger RNA from Zymoseptoria tritici IPO323, 1642 nucleotides. Its product is annotated as ATP-dependent RNA helicase. The transcript has 2 exons. The coding region runs from base 86 to 1642 and encodes 518 amino acids. Gene Ontology annotation, molecular function: RNA helicase activity; ATP binding; RNA binding. Gene Ontology annotation, biological process: poly(A)+ mRNA export from nucleus. NCBI's taxonomy places the organism in Eukaryota, Fungi, Ascomycota, Dothideomycetes, Mycosphaerellales, Mycosphaerellaceae. The record is from RefSeq and is a predicted model, not a curated record. Gene Ontology annotation, cellular component: cytoplasmic stress granule; nucleus.